AUGCCUUCUCUCUUCUCAUCUCUCAGCAUCCUAGCGCUCGUCGCUACCCAAGCUUCCUCCCACGUCAUCAUGGUCGAGCCCCACCCCUUCAACCUCGAUACCGAACCCCUCUACCAAACCUGGCCUCUCAGCGAGGAACUCCCCUUCCCCUGCCAAGGCCGCACCCAGCACCCCGAGCAUGUCACAAAGGUAACAGCCGGCAAGACCCAACUCGUCAAGUUCUGGGGCAGUGCAGUGCACGGCGGCGGAUCUUGUCAAUUCAGCGUCGCCUACGGAAAAGAACCUCCCAAGGACCCCAAGAAGUGGCACACUAUCUACAGCGUCAUCGGUGGCUGUCCCGCUGAAGCAGAGGGUAACAUUCCCUCUACCGGUACGGACCCCCACGGUCGUGAGAACGGCGCUGAGUGUGGGAAUGAUACGGGUAAGGAGUGUACUAAGCAGUUCAACAUUCCUAUUCCUAAGGAUAUGCAGAACGGUCCUGCGACUUUUGCUUGGACUUGGUUCAACAAGAUCGGUAACCGGGAGAUGUACAUGGUCUGCUCUCCUAUUGAAGUCGUAGGCGGAAAGGAUGAUAGUAGCUAUGUUGAUACGCUGCCUGCUAUUUUCCGCGCCAACAUUCCUGGGGAGUGUACUACCGGUGCUAGUGGAAGUGUCAUCAACUUUCCUGAGCCUGGUGAUUUUGGAAAGGUUAUUGAGCAGGGUACGCCUGGAAGUGAGGGGACUUGUGCGAAGGGUGUUGAGCCGAACUUCAAGGAUGAUGCUGCUGCGCCUGAGCCCGAGAAGCCUUCUGAGUCUGGUUCUCCCGCCCCCGCUCAACCUAGCGCUCCCGCUCCUGCGCCUGAGCAGCCUUCGGCUCCUGUAGAGGGUGCUCCAGCUGCCCCUUCGGCCCCUGUUCAGCCCAGUCCCCCUGCACCCGCUCCUGAACAACCCUCUGCUCCGGCCGAACCCUCAGCCGUUCAGCCUCCGGCUCCCGCUCAGCCCACCGAUGCACCCGCUCCCGUCGACUCAGCCAAGCCCGAAGCCGGCGCUCCCGCUUGGUCUGGUGAGUUCCAGGCUUGUCCUUCUGAUGUCAAGUCUGGCAUGAUGCACUGUUUCUCCGAGACUACUUGGGGUAUCUGCAACCAGGGUUGGGCUUUUGUCUCCAAGGUUGCUGCUGGUACUAAGUGCAUUGACGGUGCUAUCGCUGCCGAGUAA
Molecule: messenger RNA, 1194 nt
Organism: Fusarium redolens
Lineage: Eukaryota; Fungi; Ascomycota; Sordariomycetes; Hypocreales; Nectriaceae
Exons: 1
Coding region: 1-1194 (397 amino acids)
Source: RefSeq, a predicted model, not a curated record